AUGCCUGCGGCCGAGCCCUCAGCUGCCGAAUCUCCUUCAACGUCACCAACAGUGACGACACCGUCAUCUCCGACACCCACCAUCACAAUCGUCAACGACCGCAAUGCCGGCUCCCCAGCGGAUAGCAGCGAGAACGAAAAGAGCGGAACAAGUUCCCCCACAGUAUUGGGAGUUGGGCAGGAUGACGUUGAAACCCAGCAAGAGGACCAGCACCAGGGCUAUUCUCUGCCACCGGUCGACACAGGCAAAGACGCAUGGCUGUUCCUGGCAGCCUGCUUCGUGAUGGAGGCCAUGGUAUGGGGCUUUCCCUUUGCAUUCGGCAUCUUCCAAGAGUACUACCGCACCCACGAGCCGUUUGCCGGCUCUACCAAGACGGCCAUUAUAGGAACUUGCGCCAUGGGUAUCAUGUAUCUCGAUGCGCCCCUCGUCUUUGCGUUUGCGCGCAUCUUCCCCAAGGCAGGGCGCUGGCUUCCCACCGUCGGCCUGCUCAUGAUGUGCGCCGCUCUCGCCCUGUCGUCCUUUUCGGAAACGACGACGCACCUCAUCCUCACACAAGGCGCCCUGUACGGCAUUGGCGGCUCAAUCGCCUACAACCCAUGCCUGAUGUACGUGGAUGAGUGGUUUGACCGCCGCAAGGGAUUGGCCUUUGGCCUCAUGUGGUCCGGAACCGGGCUUGGAGGCUUCACCAUCCCGCUGGUGCUCGAGGCCCUACUCGACCGAUACGGCUUUCGAGUCACGCUGCGCAUAUGGGCGAUUGCCCUCUUCGCCUUCACCAUGCCGCUGGUGUACUUUGUCAAGCCGCGUCUGCCGCCGGCCAUGACGGCUCACAUCAAGCCACUCGACUGGGGCUUCAUGAAGAACCGCGUCUUUGCUCUGUACCAGCUGGGCAACGUCAUCGAGGGCCUGGGCUUCUUCCUGCCGGGCAUCUUUCUGCCCACGUACGCGCGAGACGUGCUGGGGGCCAACCCGUUCGCCUCGGCAGCGACUCUGCUGGUGCUCAACGUGGGAUCGGUCGUGGGGCCCAUCGCAAUGGGAACGCUGGUCGACAGACUGCAUGUCACGACGUGCAUCUUGAUUUCCACCGUGGGAGCAGUGUCCGGCGUCUUGCUGCUGUGGGGUCUGGGAUCCAACAUGGGGAUCCUGUACGUCUUCAGCCUCGUCUACGGCAUCUUUGCCGGGUCUUUCACAACGUCGUGGCCGGGCAUCAUGAGACAGGUCAUCAAAAUCGCGACAGCUGCGGACAUGGAGACGACCAGCAUCGAGGAGCGUUCUGGCAGCGUCAGUCCCAGCAGAUAUGAUCCUCUCAUGGUGAUUGGCUUCCUUUCUAUCGGCCGAGGCGUCGGGAAUAUUGCAUCAGGUCCGCUAAGCGAGGCUCUGGUGAAGGGGAUGCCAUGGCAGGGCCAGGCUAUCGGAGGGUACGGCAGCGGAUAUGGGAUUCUGAUUAUCUUUACGGGCACGACGGCGUUGUUUGGAUGCGUGAGCUAUGCUGGGAGAAGGGUUGGGUGGAUGAAUUAG
Messenger RNA from Trichoderma citrinoviride, 1515 nucleotides. Its product is annotated as MFS general substrate transporter. Gene Ontology annotation, molecular function: transmembrane transporter activity. The transcript has 3 exons. Gene Ontology annotation, cellular component: fungal-type vacuole membrane. Lineage: Eukaryota; Fungi; Ascomycota; Sordariomycetes; Hypocreales; Hypocreaceae. Bases 1 to 1515 code for a protein of 504 amino acids. The record is from RefSeq and is a predicted model, not a curated record. Gene Ontology annotation, biological process: transmembrane transport.